Molecule: messenger RNA, 670 nt
Organism: Nematolebias whitei (Rio pearlfish)
Lineage: Eukaryota; Metazoa; Chordata; Actinopteri; Cyprinodontiformes; Rivulidae
Gene: chchd7
Product: coiled-coil-helix-coiled-coil-helix domain containing 7
Exons: 4
Coding region: 246-503 (85 amino acids)
Source: RefSeq, a predicted model, not a curated record
CAGACCGGUAGCCGAACAGGACGGUGACGGUACAGCUAGCUGUAGCCGGAGUUCGGCUUCUCCAGUCGGUUACAGGCAGUUUACAGAGCCGCUCUGUGGACCAGAGUUCAGUUAAAGUUCCCAAGUGUUAAAAUGUGAAUGUAGUCAUCAAAACACAGCUUUAAGUUGCUCAGGAAGUUUAAAGUUUAGCAUAACCUUGACUCGUAGUGACCCCUCCUGUUGAAAAGGUGCUAUUUAAGGUCCGAAUGGAUAAAACCACUGGAAGAGCUCGUCACCAGGACACGAACCCGUGCAUCGAGGAAACCGAUGCCUCCCAGAAGUGUAUGGACACCUACAACUAUGAUAGGAGCAUGUGCUCGGCCGAUUUCCAGAGAUAUAAGAACUGCAGGACGUACUGGCACAAUAUCAUGAUGCAGAGGAAAAGAGAUGGAGUUAAACCUUACAUGCCCACAGCAGCACAGAGGCUGGAGAUGCUCGGUGCCCUUGGAGGCAAACCUUACUAACGAUAACGAAAGUCUUGAAGAGUUACCAACAGACGCCAUGAUGGGCUGAUCUUCUGUCUGUUACUGAGUAACAACAGAGUCUAGUUGUAAAAGACUGAUUGUGGUUAACUGUGAUGGACAGACACCUUUGUUUUCUGAGGGGCGUCGCCCGUCUAUCUGUUCUGAAU